AGAGGGAGAGAUGAUGAGACUGAGAGUAUUGGCAAAGCGAGCGAGUUGGUUUAUUGAGGAGAGAAGCAGCGUUAAUCUUCUCCAGAUAAGAAAGUAUUGUUUAGGAGUCCUCCCGGACGGCAUCGACCGCAACUCCGAUGCCUUCCGUCGCAACUGUGAAGCCAUGGAUGGACUCAUCUCCCAACUUCAAUCUCACAUCGAUAAGGUUCUCUCUGGGGGCGGUGCUGAAGCUGUAAGGAAAAACAGGAGUCGGAAUAAACUUCUUCCCAGAGAACGGAUUGAUCGUUUAAUUGAUCCUGGCUCUUCGUUCCUCGAGUUCUCACAGCUUGCAGGCUAUGAACUGUAUCAAGAAUCCUUACCAUCUGGAGGGAUAAUCACUGGAAUAGGACUGGUGCAUGGACGGCCUUGCAUGUUUGUGGCUAAUGACCCCACUGUCAAGGGGGGAACGUAUUACCCCAUUACUGUUAAAAAGCAUCUUAGAGCACAAGAAAUCGCUGCCCAAUGCAACUUACCAUGCAUCUAUCUUGUUGACAGCGGAGGUGCUAACCUUCCAAGACAGGCAGAUGUCUUUCCUGACAGAGAUAAUUUUGGUAAAAUAUUCUAUAAUCAAGCCCAAAUGUCUGCACAGGGUAUUCCUCAAAUUGCACUGGUUUUGGGUUCUUGCACAGCUGGAGGUGCUUAUAUACCUGCAAUGGCUGAUGAAAGUGUGAUAGUUAAAGGAAAUGGUACCAUAUUUUUAGCUGGCCCUCCUCUAGUGAAGGCUGCUACAGGAGAGGAGGUUUCAGCAGAGGAUCUGGGCGGUGCAACCAUGCAUUGUAAGAUAUCAGGUGUCUCUGAUCAUUUUGCUGAAGAUGAGCUGCAUGGACUUGCUAUUGGGAGGAAUAUCGUCAAGAACUUGCACAUGGCUGGAAACCAAGGAAUGAUGUCAAAUGGUCUUCUUGAUUUUAAAGAUCCAUUAUAUGAUGCAAAGGAGCUCCGUUCCAUUGCACCAACAGACCACAGGCAGCCUUUGGACAUCAGAUCAGUAAUUGCUCGUAUUGUCGACGGCAGUGAAUUUGACGAAUUCAAGAAGUUGUAUGGCACUACUCUUGUAACAGGUUUUGCAAGGAUAUUUGGACAACCUGUUGGAGUUAUUGGAAACAAUGGAGUAUUAUUUACGGAGUCUGCUCUAAAAGGAGCCCAUUUCAUAGAGUUAUGUGCUCAGCGUAACAUUCCUUUGUUAUUUCUUCAGAAUAUUACUGGAUUUAUGGUUGGGUCAAGAUCUGAGGCAAGUGGUAUUGCCAAAGCAGGAGCAAAAAUGGUUAUGGCAGUUUCCUGUGCAAAGGUCCCUAAAAUAACGAUCAUCAUUGGUGGGAGUUUUGGUGCUGGUAAUUACGGAAUGUGUGGGCGUGCAUAUAGUCCUGAUUUCCUAUUCAUGUGGCCAACUGCCAGAAUAUCUGUGAUGGGUGGCCCUCAGGCUGCUGGUGUGCUGGCUCAAAUUGAAAGGAGCAAUAAGAAAAGGCAAGGAGUUGAGUGGAGUCAAGAAGAUGAGGAGAAAUUCAAGGCUAGGGUUGUGGAAGCAUAUGAAAGAGAAGGAAGUCCUUACUACUCAACCGCUAGACUCUGGGAUGAUGGUAUCAUUGAUCCUGUAGACACAAGGAAAGUUCUAGGUCUCUGCCUCUCUGCUUCUGUGAAGCAUGUCCCUGAGGAGACGAAGUAUGGUGUAUUUAGAAUGUAAGACCGCGGUGUAGCAGUAUAUUCUGUCCAACACAAGAACUACUUGGGUUUGCUGGAUGGUUCAAAACAGGUACUAUCCAGGAACAGGGCUUUUCCAACUUCUGUUGGAAUGAGUUAAUAAGAUUUUUUUUCUACAUUGACUAGUACAGAAUAAGAAUGUCAAUAAAUGUGUUUUUAUGUACGAUUAUAGGCCUUUACCAAAGUCAUGCCUCCUUGUCUAUGACUAAAUUCUUUCAAUGAAGCCUGAAUUAAAGGGGUACUUCCCAUCUAUUUUCA
This is a messenger RNA of Macadamia integrifolia, 1992 nucleotides long. Its product is annotated as methylcrotonoyl-CoA carboxylase beta chain, mitochondrial-like. The record is from RefSeq and is a predicted model, not a curated record. Gene Ontology annotation, molecular function: methylcrotonoyl-CoA carboxylase activity. The transcript is spliced from 10 exons. Gene Ontology annotation, biological process: L-leucine catabolic process. Gene Ontology annotation, cellular component: mitochondrion; methylcrotonoyl-CoA carboxylase complex. NCBI's taxonomy places the organism in Eukaryota, Viridiplantae, Streptophyta, Magnoliopsida, Proteales, Proteaceae. The coding region runs from base 11 to 1717 and encodes 568 amino acids.